CAGUCCUUCGCGGGUCGCCGUAUCAAAACAAACAACAUUCCGACGCGAGAAAUCCAGAGCUGGGGAGAGAGAAAAUUCUUUGAAAGGCUCCUGUUUUUUGUGCGUAUAAGUCACACGGUCCAAACUUUUUUUAUCAGUGAGGGAGUUUGACGUCGAAUAGAGUGAAGUAUUGUUAGAGUCCCCCGUUGAUGCUACACAACCAUGGCUGACGACACAGUAAUAAAGGGUAAGAUCCACUACUAUGGGCGGGAGCAGUACUACCAGGCCAUGCAGGAUACGUGUCUGGCAGCCACCAAGAAGUUUGGGAACGAUCCUGUGUACCGUUUCUACUCGGCACUCUCACAGCUGCUCCAGGGUCGCACCCAAGAGGCGAUCAGACAACUACAGUCUCUCCAGCAUGACCGAGAGGUGAUGCUGGGCACACUGCUGGCCCUCAUCCAUGCCCACCGCCGCUGCCAGGUGGUGGACCGAGAGGCUGUGGCCCUAUUAGAUUCCAAGCUCAAGGAGGAGAGGAAGAGAGCCUCAGAAGGGCCGCUGUACUAUGCCGGGAUGUUCCUCUUCCUCUCUGGGCGGCUGGACAAGGCGCGGGAGUACGUGGACCGCAUGCUGAAACUCAACCAGGAGCACGAGGAAGGUCUGGUGCUCAAGGCCUGGGUGGAGCUGGCCACUGGGAAGGAGAGUCGAGUGCGCAACCUCAUGGAGUACCUCGAUCCUGUCCUGCAGAAAUCAUCUCGCCACAUGGAUGCUCUCUUUGCAAAGGCCAAAUUUUAUGAGAACCGAAGCAACUACAAGGAGUCAACAGAAACCCUGAACCUGCUGGUGGUGGCUUACCCAGGGUUCACAGGGCCGCUUGUGGAAAAGGCAAAGGUGAAUCUCUCUGAGCAGGACUGGGAUCAGUGCCUUGAGUCAGCCAACAGGGUUCUGAGCACCGACUCCCACAACAUUGAAGCCAUGAAGUACCGCACAUUGUAUGCACUGUGUCGCAAGGGAAACUAUGACGAGGCUGCACAAAACCUUCGCACGCUGUACACCGAGAUGGACAGGAGUGAGCCCAACAAUGCAGCGCUCUUCAUCCACAUGGCUCAACUCUUCUCACGUCUGUGUGGGAGGAACAACCUUGUGUUGGAGGAGACAUUCAUGAUGGCGAGCAAGGCAGCCAAGGUGGACUCAGGCAGUGCUGAGUACCUGACGGAGGUGGGCUACCAGUGCCUCCUGCAGGGACGCAACAAGGAGGCCACAAGGUACUACAAGAACGCCACCAAGCUGGACGAAUCUUCAGUUGCAGCCCUGACCGGCAUCAUAUCUUGUCAGCUGCUUGAUGGGCAAGUGGAUGUAGCCGAGCAACAACUUGAGUUCCUGAAAGAGGUUCAGAGAAGUCUCGGGGGUUCGCCUGACAUCCUGUACUUGUCGGCUGUGUUGGGGAGGAUGAAGCACCAGCCAUCUGAUGUCAUUUUGGCACUGCUUCAAGAGGCCAUCGACAACCAUUUCAAGAGCCACCGAGGGAUGUCAUUUGGCUCCACCUACCUGGCCGCCCUCAACCCAGACUUCCUCCUCCUCAUCGUUAACGAGUGCCUCAUCUACGCUCCCAACCAGCCCAGCCCCACAGAGGGUGUAGGACAGAACAUACCGCCAGUAGUGACGCAGGCCCUAUUAGUGCUAGAGACCAUUACACGUGCCUGCCCUGCCCUCCUGACUGCCCUCAUCCUCUCGGCUCGCCUCAAGUUCAUCACUGGGGAUGUUAAAGGAGCAGCUGCCUCUCUCCAACAUGUCCUGGAAACGAUAGACUCCACCAGCUCCGAGGCUCACCUUUUGAUGGCUCAGAUACAACUUUACCAAGGGAAUUUCAAACAGGCACAACAGAGUCUGGAAGUGGGGCUGUCUUAUAACUUUGAGGUGAGGGAGCAGCCGACCUACCACCUGGUGCGGGCGCGGGUCCUGAAGAAGCAGGGCCAGUACCAGGAGGCCAUCAACACCCUCAAGAACUGCCUCAACAUCACCAACACUCGCCCCACCACCACCAAGGGCAGCCGCAACAAGCCCGACAUGACCGUGCCUGACCGAGCCGCGGUGUUCCUGGAGCUGUGCGAGGUGUACCGACUCAACAACCAACCCAACGAGGCAGCGCAGGUCAUGACUCAGGCCAUGACCGAGUUCCAGGGCACAGGUGAGGAGAUCAGACUUAACAUUGCCAGUGCUGACCUUGCCCUGAUGCGUGGGGAUGUGGACCAAGCGCUGUCCCUUCUGCGUGCCAUCGGACCAGAGCAGCAAUACUACCUCCAGGCCAGGGACAAAAUGGCUUCGAUCUACCUCAACCACCUAAAGGACAAGCGCAUGUUUGCCUCGUGUUAUAGAGAGGUGAUAGAGAAGAACCCAACCCCCCAGAGCUACCUCAUGCUGGGGGACGCCUACAUGUCCAUCCAGGAGCCUGACAGAGCUAUUGAGGUUUACGAGCAGGCCCUGAAGCGCAACCCACGUGAUUCAUUGCUGGCCUGUCGCAUGGGGGUGGCGCUGGUCAAGACUCAUCAGUACGGAAAGGCCAUCAACUACUACAAGGAAGCCAUCAAGACAGGCAGCAGCAACCAGCUCAGGUAUGACUUGGCGGAGCUGCAGAUGCGACUGAAGCAAUAUGACAAGGCAGAGAAAGCCAUCACUCAGGCUCUGGAGGUGGAGAGCCACAACCCUACCAACCUAAGUACCAUGCUGAGCCAAGCAAAACUGCUAAACCUCCUGGCCAAGGUGCAUGAGCGUAAUAGCAACUAUGAGCAAGCACUGGCAACCCUGAGCAAAGGCAAGGAGGUGCAGGUGAAGGUGCUGAGGCGGGCACAGGUGGAGCUGCCAGACACGGUGCCUGACCAGAGGCGCCUGGCGGGAAGCAUGUGUGCAAAGAUGGCAGAGCACGCAGCCAACCAGCGGGACUACGAACGAGCCAUCAAGCUGUACAAGGAGGCCCUGCAGCACGACCCCGAGCAUGCCCCGACCCUCCUCGCCCUCGCCAAGCUCUACAUGCAGACGAAUGACCUUGACCAAUGCCAGUACACUUGCAUGACCCUCCUGAGGACAGACAAGGAGAAUGACAGUGCCACCGUCAUGAUGGCCGACCUGUCCUAUCGCAGAAAUGAAUACGACACCGCCAUGUUCCAUUUCCAGCAACUCCUUGACCGGCGACCAGACUACUUCCCAGCGCUGGCCAGGCUGGUGGAGGUGAUGCGGCGGACCGGCACCCUGGACGAGGCGGGGCCGUACCUGGACCGCUCAGAGCAGGCCGUUCUCAGGGCCAACGUGGACCCGGGAUACAAUUUUUGUCGAGGCCUCUAUGAGUGGUAUCUUGGAAAUCCAAAUUCAGCCCUCAAGUACUUCAACAAGGCCAGGAAGGACCAGGAGUGGGGGCAGAAGGCUAUUUACAACAUGAUUGAGAUCUGCCUCAACCCUGACAAUGAAACAAUAGGAGGAGAGACAUUUGAGUCGGUGGACAGCGAGGUGAACCAGUCAGGGGCACGGGACACUCUGGACAUGGCCAUCAGGACAGCGGACAAACUACUCAAGGAGCUCAACCCAAAACCAGGGGAGCAAAUGAUCAGCCACCAGGUGCUGAGUAACUUCCUGCUGCUGGCCACCAAGCAGAAGUCGAGUGCUGAACAAGCCCUGCAAGAGUUUAUGAACGUCGCCAGCCAGGAGAGCUAUAAGGAGCAUGUUGGGGCUAUCCUGGGUAUGGCCACUGCUUAUAUGAUUCUCAAACAGACCCCCCGAGCUCGCAACCAGCUGAAGCGUCUUGCCAAGGCCAUGUGGAACUUUGAGGACGCUGAGUACCUGGAGAGGUGUUGGCUCCUACUGGCAGACAUCUAUGUGCAGACCGGCAAAUACGACAUGGCAACAGAGCUACUGAAGCGAGUCCUACAGCACAACCGGUCCUGCAUGAAGGCCUAUGAGUACAUGGGCUUCAUCAUGGAGAAGGAACAGAGCUACCGUGAUGCCGCCUAUAACUAUGAACAGGCCUGGAAGUUUAGCAGCAACACCAACCCCAUGAUAGGUUACAAGCUUGCCUUCAACUACAUGAAGGCCAGGAGGUUUGUGGAUGCCAUAGACGUCUGCCACAACGUCCUUGCCAAGCACCCAGAGUACCCCAGGAUUAGGAAGGACAUUCUCGACAAGUCUCGUGCCAGCAUACGAAUCUAAGCACCCAAGCACCCCCGGGAGUGCCUCAGGACCAGGGCCAGUUCUAAGCACAUGCAAUUAACCACUUGGGGCCUCAUUGCUGCUCCCAAAUGUUAUUGAAAAAGAUAAUAAGUAUAUGAUGUCAAACUCUCCUGUGGUGGAUUUUCAACAGCACCAUUUAGCAACACCAUCACUGUCUUAUGUACAGUGACAAACUAUAUAUGUAACUACAGGAGGGAGUACUUAAAUUGGGGACCCCCAACACAAUUAUGAUUAGCACCACCAGAAAAUUGGGACUAGCACACAAUGGUAUAGCACAGAAGCCCCUGAGUAUGCACCUCUUUACUCUCUCUCUCUCUCUCUCUCUAGUCACAUAUUCUAGUCAUUCCAUAUUAUAAUUCACACAUGAAGCCUCACACUUGUGCCUUUAGGACCAAGAUAAAACUAUUUGCAAUACCAUAAACUGAGGAGAACAUUUGCGUUUAUUAUCUUGUGCACACCAUCUUCAUCUUCACAUUUAAAUGAUGUAUCCAGACCAAUAAAUCUA
Eriocheir sinensis (Chinese mitten crab) is the source of this 4699-nucleotide messenger RNA. RefSeq names its product tetratricopeptide repeat protein 21B-like. Gene Ontology annotation, molecular function: protein binding. The transcript is spliced from 27 exons. NCBI's taxonomy places the organism in Eukaryota, Metazoa, Arthropoda, Malacostraca, Decapoda, Varunidae. Gene Ontology annotation, biological process: intraciliary retrograde transport; protein localization to cilium. Gene Ontology annotation, cellular component: intraciliary transport particle A. Bases 202 to 4173 code for a protein of 1323 amino acids. The record is from RefSeq and is a predicted model, not a curated record.